GAGGUGGCUGGAGGCACGGAAGGGCCUCGCGGGCGGGCGCACUAGCGUGAGGGCGCGACUCUGAAUGGACUUGCUUGCAGCUGGGGGGCUUCGAGCGCCCCCGACUGUGCACUGCUGAGAGGAUGUCGUAAUGGCAAGAGAGGAGGCUCGUGGCGGGAAAAGACCCCUAAAAAUCUGGGAUAGCUGGCGAAAUAUCCGAAAAGGUCUGGUUGUUGGCAGUUUUGAAGAAUUACUCGUAAGAGGAAAAGACAAAUUGGGCGUUCCCGCCUCGGAACCUGUUCGGGUGGUUCUUGAGUGUGACGGUACACAAAUUGAGGAUGGUGAGUACUUCCGGACGUUGGCCAACAACACAGUGCUUCUGCUCUUGAGAGAAGGCGAGCGUUGGUAUCCAACUGGAGUGGACGUUAUAAAAGCUGCGAUAUCUGCUAUACCAAAGAUCGUCUGCGAGACGAUUCAUGCGCUAGAGCUGCACGAUGAGACACCGUCUUGGAAGAUUAUGGAUAACAAGGGUCGCGUCACGGUUGUGUUGCACUGGGAUCAGAGACAAGGCGGCGGUCAGGGCGGCGCGAGUAGCAACGGAUUGUCCAGCGAUAAGUUCUCACCAUCGAAGAAAGGCCUGUCGGCGCAGAGCUCCCUCGAUAAGUCGUCACCGGGUCCACAGCAGCGCUACCCCAGUCCGCAGAUCACUGUAAUCAACCACGACGACCCGCAGACGGGCAUCUACCACCCGGGCGGGCGGCGAUUGUCCAAGCAGGGCGGCUCCUUCGACGGAGUGGUGCACGUGCACACGCCCGAGUGCGCCCAUCACGCGCACACGCCCAGCCGGGCGGGCAGCCCCAGUGCGGCCGAGUGCGACUUCCACUGCUGCGCCCUGCACGAGGAGGGCCGCAAGAUCGCCGUGCACAAGAGCGUGGCGACAUCGCCCAUCCAGGACGGCAGCGGCAGCCCGCAGCCGCCGCCCAGCUCUAUGACGGACCCCAGCGGCCGGCGCACGUCGGCCAGCAAGGGACAUGUGCGCUUCCUGGACAUUGGGCCCGAGCGCGACAGCUCGGAGUCGGAGACGGAGAACACGGUGAUGGAGGACGAGGCGGUGACGUCGGAGAAGUUCCUUCUGCUCAUCGAUCAGCUGUCCGUGGACCAGAAGCGGCAUCUCAGCAUCAAGGACAUCGGCAUCAUCCUCGAGCGCCUCAGCUCGAAGAUCCUCGAUGUUGAGCGUCUGGAUCGCGAGAGCGAGUCAGACGACUGCUACAACUGGACCAUCAAGGCCACAAUCCGGGGUGAUGCUUUACGUGAAUUGGGUGUUAUCUACAAUGGGAACUACUAUGCAAUCUCAGAACAUCCGGGGUACAAGGAGGAGAACGAGAAUGAGAAUGGGGAGGAAGAGGAUGAGGACAGAUUAUAGGAGGACGAUUACGAAGACGAGAGUGAAAAUUCGCAAGUGCUUCGCGUGUGAACCGUGUCAUGCCAGAAGUUUAAACACAAAAAGAAGAAGAAUAUCGCUCAAGAGUGCUCGAAGUCUCUCGUCUUCAGACCUUUUAAAACAAUGUUUUAGUUUGCCGUUUGUUUUCAAACAACAACAAAAAAAGAAAUGAUAAACCACGUACUUUAAAUGAAAUUAAUACUACACACACACACACACACAUGAAAGAUGGUAAAAUGAAAUUGAACAAAAAAGGAAGAGGAGAAAAAUGAGGAGAGGAAUAAAUGAAAUUUCUAAGUAUAUAUUAUUAAAAGUUGUGAUUAGUGAAUGAAAGAAACGAUUAAAAAUAGAAAACAAACUAUAAAUAAUUAAACGUAAUGAAAUGGAGAAAAAAACACGUUUUAGCGGUGAAAAUGUGUUAAAAGGUGACCCGUGGACACUUAUUUUCUGCUGUUUAUAAAAUAUUUUAGACAACAAAGAAGGAUUAAAAAAAAACCAGAGACAACUAAAAUAAUUGAAUAAUGUAAAAUAAACAAUCAUUGAGAGAACAUGCGCAUCAGAUCCAGAGAGAAAAGCCCACCAUAGGGAUUAAAUGUAAUUUUUGAGAUGAAGAAGCAUUCACACAUUUUCAAAUUUGUCAAAUGAUCAUAUACUUUCUCAUCGUGUAACAUAAGGAGAAGGAGAGCGAGGUAAUGUAGAGAUAUUUGAACUAUUGAACAUGCAGAUUGAGUUCAAUGGGAGGAUAUUAGUGGAUUAAAUGCACAUUGAAUGAUGAAAUUUAAGAUACUUUGGUUGGGGAGAUAAGAUGUGAUGAAAAGGGGGAAGAAUAUCAAUUUUAGUACAAACGCAAUCGAUUUAGUGUGUAUCGAAGGGAUUGUCUGAAACUCCUUGUUUAAUUAUGACCUCAAAACCGUAAAGAUAAGUUCUAUUGCGACUACAUUUUGCAUUCAUGGAAGGAUCAAUUUUCUCUUAAUCCCUACACUCAAUGCAAGUGCAUUUAAUCUCAGCUAUUAUCUUCCCUUUGAACAGUAGAACAGAUGAAUGCAAUGAAAGUACUUUGUGUCCCUCAAUCGUAUCAUUGAUAAAGGGAAGACCAUUGAAAUUGAGCAAGGAUGGGAAGGCAAAUAUGUGAGAAAAAGUGAUAUUCAUUUGAUUAUAAAACCCAUUUUUUCCACUCCGUCCCCACAAAAUAUCAUUUUAUUCUUAAAAUUAUUUCAAUUCUAACACUCAUUUGAGUCAUCUCGCAAAGGAAAUUUGUCGCCUAAAAGGUGUAAAAAAAAUCAUGUAACUUUUUACACGAAAGAUCGUUAUAGGAAAAAAAACAAAUUGUGUGAAAUAUUGCCAGGAAUUGAAACGCACUUGUUACUAAAUGCCAAAUCCUCUUCCAUAUCUCAUUUUUAUUAUUAUUAUUAUUCACUCUCUGAACCCCUUUAUCGAGUUUCGAUGUAUAGUAUUUGAUUUUGGGUUUUUGGUUUAUGUGUAAAUCUAACUCUCAUGAGUUCCUAACGUGUGUAAAUUCAAUUACGAACAUGCAAAGGAACAACAACCAAAAAAUUAGGAAUAAACUGAACCGCUGUUCUUUUCGCUGUUGAAAAACUAACAAUCCAGUCAAAAACAAUUGUGCAUCAUCGAAGUGAGAGUAUUUAUUAUGAGUAGCCAAAAACGGAAACAAAUUGCCAAAAAAAAAUUCUACACUGUGAAAUUAACGGAAAUAUAACAUUUGGACAGAAUCUAAAAACGAUACACAAGAACUGAAGUUUCAGAGCCAAACGUUUCAGAGAAGAAAAAUGAGAUAAAAAGAGAACUUUUUAAAAGGAAUAGUGAAGGAAAAUUAAUACUAAAAAAAAAUCUCUCCGUAUAAACAUAAAAUUUAUUUUAUAUAUGGUAUAUUAGGAUUCAUAACCCGAAUAAACGUUUAAUAAAUUAUACAAAUUAUACUUAUUGAUAAAAUGGACAAAAAAAAAGUAUUUACUAAGCAUAGUAUAUUUAGGCAAGAAAAAUGUUAUGAAAGAAAAAACAUGGUGAACAUAAUGGCAUAAUUCAACGUGGACAGGAAAAGAGUGUUGGGAUGAAGAGAAGGCGCGAAAAGGUUGGGAGAAUGAUGAGUUGAGGACAAAGAGAAAAUUUGCACAAUUAGGAUUUUAAUUGUUUUACAAAAAUAAAAUAGAGA
Molecule: messenger RNA, 3590 nt
Organism: Phlebotomus argentipes
Lineage: Eukaryota; Metazoa; Arthropoda; Insecta; Diptera; Psychodidae
Gene: Drep2
Exons: 4
Coding region: 131-1402 (423 amino acids)
Biological process (GO): regulation of apoptotic process; apoptotic process
Source: RefSeq, a predicted model, not a curated record